Molecule: messenger RNA, 2252 nt
Organism: Stereum hirsutum FP-91666 SS1
Lineage: Eukaryota; Fungi; Basidiomycota; Agaricomycetes; Russulales; Stereaceae
Exons: 10
Coding region: 9-2123 (704 amino acids)
Source: RefSeq, a predicted model, not a curated record
AUGCUUACAUGAACGAUAUGUAUUCUAACAUGGCUCCCUCUGGUUCUCAUCCUACUACCCAAAAUCGCCAGCAGCACCCCUAUCAUCUCCAGCAAUCACCUUUCCACUAUGCCUCAGACAGCUUUAAUCACUCAUCCUCCUCCUCAUCGGCGUUUGUUGGAUCUUCGCAAUCUCUGCAUUACCAGCCCGAUCCGCUGCUCCAGUACCAAUCCAGUUCUCUCUCUGGUUCACAGACCCAUUCAAUGGCGAGCCAUGCCUACUCGCCUCCGCCCGGACAAAACAUGGCGCAGGUUUCUCAGGGAUCACAGCAAGGAAGCAUGGACCCACAAAUCCAACUCGAACUCCUCCGUGAGACACGCAGGAUCAGGGAGCUCGAGCUGUCCAUCGCAUCGGAGAAGCGUCGCUCUGACGAAGCCAUCAUGCGACAACGCCAGGCCGAACUCGCCAUAGCCAACUUGGGCCACCACACACACGAUUUCAGUAGCGUCGAUGAUACGGGCUCUACCUCCUCUUUUCAACCCGACGCCUCGCUCGCAGAGUCGUGGCCCUUCGCAUCGUUCCCAUCAUUCGACGACCAUCGAGGCGGGACGUACGGUUCAUCCAAUCCGGACGUCUCAUCUUUGGAAGCCUCUCCGAAUCCCGGCCCAGUUUCCACCUCAUUUCCAGAUGCCGGACUACAAUCGGGACAUCAUCAUGGCCUGAAUUCUUCACCAGCUCUCGAACCGUCGACCUCUUCCAACGACCAGUAUCGUUCGCCACCCGUACCGGCUAGAAGCUCGAAGAAGAAGAAAGGCGUCGUACUCGAGGAACGCGAAUUAAAGUGCAUGAAGUGCAGCAAGGUCGUUGUCAAAGCUUUACUCCGGGGCACACGGAGUGAGCUAGACGUGCAAUAUCGGGCCCAGUUCCGCUGUAACGACUGCAUGGUGCCCGAGGGUCAAAUAGGAGCAACGUUCACUUCGAAAAAGCGCACGAACGAGAUCGAAGACACGACCGCUCCCACUGUAUGCAUUGUUUGUACUCGAGUACAAGGUCAGGGAGGUUUCGUGUCGAAGGACAGGGAACCGCUCGCGUUCACAUACGAUGCUGUCUGCGUUCCUUGCUCGCAGAAGUACAAGCGAUGCUCUAACUGCGGUGGUGCGUCCUCGCGCGCGAUGAUCGGAAAGUGGAGGUGUAAGGAGAUGUUUGAAGAAGGGCGCAAGACAUGCUCUUUAAGCCAUGAUAAACUUGGAGCGAGGGACAUGGAGAUGUCAGUUUGGGAGAUUCCCGGCAAUGUGUCUCACAAGAAAGAGUAUCCAGACAUGGUGCGCGCCUGCGUCAACCUAUGGAAAGAGCACCAGCUUGGCAAGAAUGCCACCCCCGAGGUCCUAGAACACUCGCUAGAACUAAGAACUUAUGAUGAUAUUCUACAGAAAAUAAUCAACAUGGGUCCACCGGCAAAUGAACUACUCACUAAACCACCCUUGACCCCCUAUCACCGCCAGUAUCUUUCUCUAACGUGGGCGAAAGCGAGGAGAAGGCGAGAUAAGUCGAAGCCCGAGUGGACACAGUCCACUGCGGCAGAGAAGUCGACCGCUGAGUGGGUCGCAUUCAAUACACGAAAAUCCGAGGUGUUAAUGCCUGCGAACUCUGUCCUUGCUGGAGUAUGGUUUUUCGAGUGGCAUAUCAAGAAUCGUACACUGCUUACAGGAACAUUGACUAUGUUCGAUCGGGGAGACGUGGAUGAACGCGGCGUGUUCUCGCAUACCAGCAUUUUGCUCCGCACCUUCGAGGAGAUAGACAAGCAUAAUUCAGAAUUCCCAGACGACCCCUGGCUCCCCCCGGAACAUCUUUGGGUCGCCACAAAGUCCGCUCCUAGCAAUCUUAGCCACCGGCUCUACGAACUUAUGGAAAGACGUGCGGGUAUGCUCAACUUGGACGAGUACAUUUCGCGAAAUCCGCGCGUCGAUCCUUCUAUCUUCAGCCCCGAGACUAGUCGAAUUGCGACGCACUUGACACAGCGCAUCUCUGGCGAUCCUGCCAUCAGCGUAUUUGUGAAGCAUCUCGGGGAUAGGAUCAAGGUAGAAGGAGUGGAGAACGUCAUGAAGAGGGAGUUGGCGAAGAUUCCGAAGAACGUAGAGGUAUGAGGUUCUGGGUUGAUGUAGUUAUGUUGUCGAUCAGAUUCGCUGUUCAGCUGUCUUUGUGGUAUUGCACUUGUUUUGUCUGUCAUAUUUAUUCUGUAGUAGACUAGUCGUGUCUCAUAGGCCUGCUUUAAG